Pseudoliparis swirei is the source of this 1887-nucleotide messenger RNA. RefSeq names its product queuine tRNA-ribosyltransferase accessory subunit 2 (gene qtrt2). The coding region runs from base 1 to 1347 and encodes 448 amino acids. The record is from RefSeq and is a predicted model, not a curated record. Lineage: Eukaryota; Metazoa; Chordata; Actinopteri; Perciformes; Liparidae. The transcript is spliced from 9 exons. Gene Ontology annotation, molecular function: tRNA-guanosine(34) queuine transglycosylase activity.
AUGACGCGUAUUAGCCCAGCUUCAGUUCUUCCAUCAUUCUUGUCAGACAGUGACACUUUUGGAGCUGCUCGCAUGGCUGGCAGCAGAAUGAAGCUGGAGCUGUCCCGUGUAGUUCAGGGAAGAGGUCGGCUAGGUGUGCUGAAGGAACUUGGCAAGACGGGGCAGUGCUCUCUGGAAGUCCCGGGAUGUCUGCUGCACACACACUUGGGCACAGUGCCCCACCUCACACAGGAAACACGGGGCACCCUGAGCAACCUCCCCUCUGUCACUCAGGUCUCCCUGUCCAAUAUAGCAGAGCACCAGGAAGUAUUGGAGGAGUUCAAGGAUGGAGUCACGAAGUUUGCAGGUCUCCGUGAUACUGUGUUGUACUGCUCGCUUCACGACCCUGCGACUCCGUGCCCAACGGGUUACACCACGAACAAGACGGUGUCCGUGUGGGGCAGCGGUGGGCGGAUAGAGCUGACAGUGGCCAAGUUCAUGGCUCUCCAGAAGACCGUGCAGCCCGACUGGUACCAGAGCAUGGCAGAUGGAGAGACGUGGCUGAACAACACCUCCCGCAAAAGGGUUCGAAAGUCAGUGGAUCGAACUCUUGCCCACUUGGAUGAGUGUCUGUUGGUUCACCAACAAUCACAGGAGUUGGAGGGCGUGGAGGUGUUCGGGGUGGUGGAGGGAGGAGACAUCCUGGAAGAGAGGGUGCGCUCAGGCAGGGAGACAGCCAAGAGGCCAGUGGCUGGAUUCUGCCUGGACGGCCUACAGACGGGCUCAAUGGACCAGGCCCUGAGGACCCAGCUCAUCACUGCUGUGACCAAGGAGCUGCCCGAGGACAAACCCAGACUGCUGCAGGGUGUAGGACGACCGGAUGAGGUGCUGGCAUGUGUGGAGGCCGGUGUGGACCUGUUUGAGAGUUUCUUCCCCUUCCAAGUGACGGAACGAGGCUGUGCUCUUAGCUUCAGCUUCGGCAUCUCCCUGGACCCAGAGCUCGCAGGUAGAGCGCCCCCAGCAGUGCUGGAGCUGGACGAAGCGAGGGUCACGUCGGGAGAGAUGCAACAGAAUGGAGAUUUAAAUCCUGAGGAUCAGUCGCUGAUGACAUCCUUUGAAAUCGAUCUCAAAGACCAGAGAUACAAAGAUGACUUCAGGCCCCUGGUCGAGGGGUGUGUCUGCUACUGCUGUCAGAACCACCAGAGGGCGUACCUGCACCACCUGCUGGUGACCAAUGAGCUGCUGGCUGGAGUAUUGCUCAUGAUCCACAACACAGCCCACUACCAUGCCUUCUUCAGCGCCCUGAGAGAAGCUCUGGCCAACGAUAAACUGGACGUCCUUAAGAGACGCGUACUUGAGAGGGAUUGAUCUGCUUUUCCUCUCAAGGACCACUGGACCGACACGGCCAGACUCAAAGCUUUGCCUGACUACUGCAGAGGCCUUGAGGCCGAGUCCUUCCAUAUGUCCCUGAAGUUACGUCUCAGAAGCACGUUAAAAAGAGGAGGAUGAAAACACAACAACUUAUAUAAAGACGACCAUUUGAUGUGUGUUCCUUGGAUUUGUGUCCUGGUUUCACACCAGGAGGAACUGCCUUAAGCCUCCAUAUUGAUCAGAGCAGAUAGCGAGGAGAAGUCAAGGCAAAGGUGGCUGUGAAGGGAGCUGGCUAGGGAGUCAAGAAGACUGCAUCAAGAGGGAAAUGUAAGGAUGGAUGGCGGUGGACUAUCGACAGUGACUGCAUCACUUUGAGCUUCCUGUUGUGCUCUGACUCUUGACUUUAAUCCUCUGGACUCAUUGACAUAUGACUUAUCUGAAUAUAGCCCAGAGAAUCAAACAGCUAUGGGAGAAAAACAUCUCUGAAGUAGAUCUUUCUUUUCUCUUGUAUAUUAAAAUGUCAUUUGUAUAAAAUGA